UCCCGGGGCGCAUUGGGUAUGCGCCGCCCCGCCCCCUGUCCCAUUAGGAUGCUGUUGGCACGCGGAGCUAUGGCGAACUUCCGUCUGGCACUAAUUCAGCUGAAUGUACAGUCUGUCAAAUCAGAAAACCUGCAACGUGCCUGUGGGCUAGUAAGAGAAGCAACAGCCAAAGGUGCAAAAGUUGUGGUUCUGCCUGAAUGCUUCAAUUCUCCAUAUAGUGUUAAAUUUUUUCGUGAAUAUGCGGAGGAAAUUCCUGGGGAAUCCACACAGAAGCUUUCAGAAGUUUCAAAGGAGUGUGGCAUCUUUCUCAUUGGAGGAUCCAUUCCAGAACAGGCCGGUGGGAAGUUUUAUAACACAUGCACUGUGUUUGGACCUGAUGGUGCAAUGGUGGCAAAGCACAGAAAGAUUCAUUUAUUUGACAUUAAUAUACCUGAGAAAAUCCGAUUCCAGGAGUCUGAAAUUCUGAGCCCUGGGGACAGUUUCUCUGUUUUUGAUACUCCAUACUGCAAAGUGGGACUGGGGAUCUGCUAUGACAUCCGGUUUGCUGAGCUUGCUCAGAUCUACUGUCAGAGAGGUUGCCAGUUGUUAGUGUAUCCUGGAGCUUUUAACCUGACAACAGGACCAGCUCACUGGGAGCUACUGCAAAGAGGAAGAGCUGUCGAUAACCAAGUCUAUGUGGUAACUGCAUCUCCUGCUAGGGAUGAAAAAGCAUCUUAUGUUGCCUGGGGACACAGCACUGUUGUAAAUCCAUGGGGGGAAGUUAUAGCCAAAGCUGGCACUGAGGAAACAGUUAUAUAUGCAGAUAUAGACUUGAAGAAGCUUGCAGAAAUCCGCCAGCAACUCCCCAUUCUUGCCCAAAAACGCUCAGACCUCUACUGUGUUGAGGCAAAGAAACAGUGAGACUUUUAGCCUAUGGAUCUAUUUGCCCAGCUUCUUUUGCAACGAGCUCUUGUCCUUUGCCUUAAUCUUCAUAAACAAGCCAGAAAAAUCAAUAAUUUUCACACAGCCAUGAGGAACUCGUACUCAAAUGUUAUAAUUACACAAAGUGAGUUGAAUG
Molecule: messenger RNA, 1057 nt
Organism: Gavialis gangeticus (Gharial)
Lineage: Eukaryota; Metazoa; Chordata; Crocodylia; Gavialidae
Gene: NIT2
Product: nitrilase family member 2
Exons: 10
Coding region: 19-900 (293 amino acids)
Biological process (GO): L-glutamine metabolic process; oxaloacetate metabolic process
Cellular component (GO): mitochondrion
Molecular function (GO): omega-amidase activity
Source: RefSeq, a predicted model, not a curated record